Messenger RNA from Abrus precatorius (Indian licorice), 624 nucleotides. RefSeq lists its product as uncharacterized. The record is from RefSeq and is a predicted model, not a curated record. The coding region runs from base 55 to 624 and encodes 189 amino acids. The transcript has 2 exons. Lineage: Eukaryota; Viridiplantae; Streptophyta; Magnoliopsida; Fabales; Fabaceae.
AAAGUACUUUGCCCACUACCUCCUGCUCUUUCAUACUUUCAAUUUUCUUUGUUCAUGCAAGAUCCAAAGAACGAUUCACACACAAGGAAGCCCUGGUAUCAAAGAGCAAUGGAGGUGGCUAGUAUAUGGAAAAGCAUGUCCAAGUCCACAGAAAUUCCCACUACUAAUUCCACAAUAUGGAAGACAAUGCCAAAGUCCCCUCAAGGCCCUACUCCAAGUCCCAACAAGAACAAGCUAAGAAAAUGUGCCUCUCUUAAGGUUGCCACUUCCUUUACAAGGGUAUGUCUCUGUGCACCUAUCUAUUCCUACAAUGAGAUUUUGAGAGCUGAGGUGCCACCUAGAAGAAGUAAUAGUUACCCAAGAUCAAGACCAUUGCAAACUACACAAGAAAGAACUCCUAGUGCUAGACUUAGCACUGAGGGAAGAAGAGUAUUCAGGGGUAAAUCAUUGACUGAUGAUGUUCUAAUGAGGAGGUUUGUCAUUGAGGAAGAGGCAAUGAUGCAGAUUAGAAGAAGAAAUCAAAUGGAAGUUAUUAGGAGGAGGAGUAUGAUGAGGAGAAAGAAGCUUGGGCCUAGUCCUCUUAGUAAAAUGGGUAUGGCAGAUGAAAUUGGACAAUUUAAUUGA